GAUGAUCUUUUUAAUCUAUAAAACAAAAAUGUUAUGAGUACUAAAAAUAAAAACAAAAUAAGGUUGAAGGAUCAGAAAUGUGAGUAUCCUGAAAUAUAACAAAGGAGCCAACUUGGUUAAAAACAAGAAUGAAAUGGAAGCCAGAGCAAAUACAAAACCAUCAUCUCUCACUCUCAGAUGGGCAAUCUUACGCCAAGCCCUUCCUUCUUCGCAAAUCCCAUGAAAAUCCUGGUGCUUCCUUAAUCUCUCCCAACACGUCAAUUAUGACAUGUUUUUGUAACUUGAUUAGUUUUUGUAGCUUGUAUGUUAGUUUGGGACAAUGUCGAAAACCAAUUAUUUUGCAGAUAAUCAAUCACCCAGUGCUAUCAAGCGAAUUUCUAGAAAACCCAUCUAGGAUUUAACUUGAUACCAGGCCAAGCAGUUGAAGACCAUGUCAAUGAAGAAUCAAACUUUAUAGAUGUUUGCAUUUGUGGAGUUCAUCAUUUAUUCAGCUUCUUCAAGAAUGUUGAUUUUAAGAUAAGUUUAUCAUUUAUACAGAUUCUGGAAGACACUUUUGAUAGAACAUGGUUAUGUGGUUACAUUUGAUUUCAUAAUGGCAGUUGAUAUGCACCACAAUUGCUAGUUGUUUAACACGGUUUUGGAUUGGUGGGAAGACUGAAACUUGAAUGCUUGUGGGAGAAAAUUUAAAUGGCAUGAGCAUCUUCUUUGUUAUCUUUGUUACUUUCACUAUAAAGGUGUUGUUAUCCAGGUCAGUGGCCAUCUGAAGAUGUCCUUUCAUAUUUUUGCUUGUCACAUGCAGACAUGUUCAGAUUUCAUGAUAAGUUAGGUUAACUUGGUAAGAUAUGAUGUGGGAAGUUUAGAUGGUUGAAUCUUUUCUAAACCUAAGGCAGUGGCGUGCUAUUGUCUGAUUGGGGUUAUUCAUUGAAUAAGAGUCAUAAGAAGAUUUCAUGUCUGUACCACAUUGAAAAAUUAACAUGUCAAUUGGAAGCAUGUACAUAGAUUGUGGAAUUGAAGUCUGUUUGCAUUAUCUUCUGAGAAUUUCAAGUUGCCCAUGAUUCAAUAUAUACUUGUUUAGAUUUCAGUUAAUGUUAAGCUCUAAGUUUCUCAAAUUGUUAGUGAUGAGCCUAGAAUUGGUUUCAAGGCCUGCUCUAGUAAUCAGAAUAUGAAUCAGGUUGGACGGUCUUCAUCCUGGGCUAGCCCUUGCUUGCAUCUUCUUUAAGAUUUGAAGUUAUUGUAAACAUUUACUUUCUGUCAUUGAGAUUCAAGAUGUCUUACAUUGUUUUGUAUUUUCUCAUUUAUAAAAAGAAAGGUUAUUUUGAAGAUAACAAUAGUGCUUUUGAAUAAAGUUUAAAUAUGUUUGUUUUUGGUGUGUCAAUUAGAGAUAUAAGGAUGCAUAAGUCAUCACAUAGCCAUAUCAGAGGCUUAGCUCUUUGGUUGUUGCCGGUCAUUAGCUUUGCAAUGGGAACAUCAGUUUAGAACUAAAUUUUUGUUGGGUUGCUGGGUUAUGAUUCAAAACUUUUAUAUUCACUUUGAGUAUGAGCGUGGCAUUGCUCCACUUUCUCUUUCUCUUUUAUGUUCUUUGACAUCCAGACAUUCAGCAUAGCAUAGAUGCCAGCUCCACAGCAUUUGGCAAUACAGAAUUGAAGAGUAUGACAUUGCAUUGGGAUGAGGAAGUAACUUAUAAUAUCUCCAACACUUUUGAUGUCAUAGUUGCCUGUGACUUUAAAUGGAUGUGCCAUUUGACAGCACCUUUUUUUGAAGAGUUCCACAAUGCCCUUGCUUGUACCGUCAAACUCUUGUUAAGAAAUUCUGGGCCUUUGGAAGCAAUAUUCUUUAGCCCUAAAAGAGGAGAUACGUUGGACAAACUCCUAAAGAAAGUUGAAGAAAAUGGGCUGAAUUUCUCUAUUAUAGAGAACUGUGACUCUGAAGUUUGGAAGUGUCAUCAAGGUUUUAUGGCCGGUGAGGGCAUGAAGCUUUUGACAAAAGAUUCCUUAUCUUCAUCUGAGCAUCAACAUUACUUUGAAAGUAUCUACGUAUGGCUGUCCCUGACUAGACAAAGACCGUCUGCGUAGAGGACAAUCACAAACAGCGCAAAAGCUAUACGAUGCUCUGUGGAUCAAAUAAACUAACGUUUAUUGGAGGAAUGGAACUGCUUGCUUUUUAAUAUUGUGGCACAUACUGUGUAUACAGAGUAGAGAAAUGAACAUGCCAUGACUUGAAUUCUUAUCUAUCGCAGUGAAGUAACUGCUUUCUUGCUC
Messenger RNA from Populus trichocarpa (black cottonwood), 2258 nucleotides. Its product is annotated as calmodulin-lysine N-methyltransferase-like. The transcript has 3 exons. Lineage: Eukaryota; Viridiplantae; Streptophyta; Magnoliopsida; Malpighiales; Salicaceae. Bases 1650 to 2072 code for a protein of 140 amino acids. The record is from RefSeq and is a predicted model, not a curated record. Gene Ontology annotation, cellular component: cytoplasm. Gene Ontology annotation, molecular function: calmodulin-lysine N-methyltransferase activity.